AUGAUCUUCUGUUUCCAACAGAUUUCAGCUCAGCUCUGCCCCAGCCAAUGCACAUGCUCCUGGGCCCCAACAAGAUGUCCUCCAGGCAUCCCACUUCUUCUGGAUGGCUGCGGAUGCUGUAAGAUUUGUGCACGUCGACUUGGAGAACCAUGUAACCAGAAAUACCUAUGUGAUCAGACCCAGGAGCUUGUCUGUGAUUAUUCUACAAGCAACGAUGGAGGAAGAAGUGGAACCUGCAACUAUAAUGAUGGUGACAGCUGUGACAUAGAUGGGAAGGUGUAUGAAGAUGGCGAGACAUUUCAGCCGAGCUGUAAACUCCAGUGUAAAUGUGAGGAUGGUGGGGUCACAUGCGUCCCCACUUUGCAGUGA
Staurois parvus is the source of this 369-nucleotide messenger RNA. The record is from the annotation of a GenBank genome assembly. Lineage: Eukaryota; Metazoa; Chordata; Amphibia; Anura; Ranidae.